Messenger RNA from Molossus molossus (Pallas's mastiff bat), 2745 nucleotides. RefSeq names its product membrane integral NOTCH2 associated receptor 1 (gene MINAR1). Gene Ontology annotation, biological process: negative regulation of cell population proliferation; negative regulation of TOR signaling. The record is from RefSeq and is a predicted model, not a curated record. Bases 1 to 2745 code for a protein of 914 amino acids. Gene Ontology annotation, cellular component: plasma membrane. The transcript is spliced from 3 exons. NCBI's taxonomy places the organism in Eukaryota, Metazoa, Chordata, Mammalia, Chiroptera, Molossidae.
AUGGAGGCCGGGCAGGAAGCGUCCCUGUUCCUGGUGAAGAUCCUGGAGGAGCUGGACACCAAGCAGAACACGGACUCCUACCAGGACCUGUGCAAGUCCCUGUGCUCCCGCUUCGACCUGCCCCAGCUCGCCAAGCUGAGAAGCGUGCUCUUCUACACGGCUUGCCUCGACCCCAACUUCCCAGCCACGCUCUUCAAAGACAAGAUGAAGUGCGCCGGGAACAGCCAGCAGUCCAAGAAAAUCAUGGUGGCCGCGGAUGUCGUGACCAUCUUCAACCUAAUCCAGAUGAACGGCGGCACCGCCAAGGAGAAGCUGCCCGCCGGCCGGCAGAAGGGGCGCAAGAAGGAGGCGUCCUUCGAGUCGUGCCGGUCGGACGCGGAGGUCUGCGGGGCGGCCGAGUGUGAGCCCCUGAACUGUGAGCUGGGCGACGGGCCCUUCGGCCAGGGCUACCCCGCCAGGCAGCCGUCCAAGUGCCGGAAGAUGGACUGCCCGCAGUUUGUGCCCGCCUCCGAGCCCAACUUCUUGCUGGGAGUCAGCAAAGAGGCGAAAGCCCGCGCCACCUCCCUGGACAGGCUGCAGGCCCUCGCCCCGUACCCCCUGGCCAGCCCUCAGCCCUGUGAGAUGCAGAGGACCUACUUCCCCAUGAACAUCGAGAGCGACCCGCUCUCGGACCAGGACUCGCUGCCCAUCACCCCGGGCCUCAAGGAGACGCUCCUGUCCGGCGACGAGCCCUUCGGGGUCCAGUCCUGUGUCCAGAAGAGGCACAUCUUCAAGGAGGAUUUUCACAAUCUGAUGACUGUGUCCCCCGGUUUGGUUGGCGCAGAUAACGAGGCAGAGGGGGAGCACGGGGAACCCCAGACCCGGAAGGAGCCCCACAAGACACCCUUCUUUAAUCACAGCUUCGAAAUGCCCUACAACAGCCAGUACCUGAACCCCGUGUACUCCCCUGUCCCUGACAAAAGGCGGGCGAAGCAUGAGAGCUUAGACAACCUUCAAGCCUCCACGUAUUUCGGGCCGACUCCCGUGUUGGGGACCCCGGACGCCAGGCGCUGUCCCGGGAGGCCUGGCAAGCAGACCCCCUGGCCAGCCAAAAGCUGGAGCCUAAACACAGAAGAAGUCCCCGACUUCGAACGGUCCUUUUUCAACAGAAACCCUUCCAAGGAGAAGCUACGCUAUCCGAAUCCCAGCAGCCAGACCCCCAGCUUCCCAGCCCUGGACCAGCACCCCGCUUACCUCAUACCAAACGAGCCACAGCCGAUGCUCCCUGCUGGCUACGCGGCAAAACCCAACGGGCUGAAGCCUACGGAGCUCCCGUCCCCCGUUGACGUGGAGAAGCACGAACCGGUGAAAAAGUUCAAAGACAAGAGCAUCAGCUGCACCAGCGGGCAGCUCAGCUCCGACACCAGCAGCGUGGGCACCCAGACCGAGCAGCGUGUGCUGGAGCCCAAGAAAGGCAAAGACCCGUGCGCCUCGGGGCAGGGCCAGUACGGGGACAGGCACGCCACGAAGCAGUCCGACGACGACUCGGAGAUCGUCAGCGACGACAUCAGCGACAUCUUCCGAUUUCUUGACGACAUGAGCGUCAGCGGCUCGACCGGAGUGAUACAGUCGUCCUGCUACAACAGCACGGGGUCCUUGUCUCAGCUUCACAAGUCGGACUGUGACAGUUCGCCAGAGCACAACGUAACCAAAAUCGCCAACGGGCUCCCCGGCAGCAAAGGAGAAAAGGGCAACCGGCCCAAGAACAGCCACCACUCGGAAGAGGAGUUGAAGACCAGUGUGUGCAAACUGGUGCUCAGGAUUGGGGAGAUCGAGCGGAAGCUCGAGUCGCUGUCGGGGGUCCGAGAGGAAAUCUCCCAGGUCCUGGGCAAACUAAAUAAAUUGGAUCAGAAGAUGCAGCAGCCCGAGAAGGUGAGUGUGCAGAUAGACCUGCAUUCCUUGACCAGCGAGGCUCCGUCGGACGAGAGUGCCUCUCCCCGCAUGUUCCACACACACGGCGGCUCCCGUGGACCCAAACUGGAGAACAGCACCGACUGGUGCUGCUCGGACGCCAGCGGAAGCAACAGCGAGAGCCUUCGCGUCAAGGCCUUAAAGAAAAGCCUCUUCACCAGGCCGUCCUCGAGGUCACUGACGGAGGAGAACAGCGCCACAGAAUCCAAAAUCGCCAGCAUCUCCAACUCGCCCAGGGACUGGCGCACCAUCACGUACGCCAGCCGCGGGGCCCCCGCCGAGGAGGAGAUCAAGGACAGAGGCCCCGGAGACAGCAAGGACUGGCAUCGAAAAUCCAAAGAGGCGGACAGGCAGUACGACACCCCCCACCAGCACCGCAGGCCCAAGCAGCCCAAAGACGGCUUCCUGGUGGAGCAGGUGUUCAGCCCGCACCCCUACCCCGCCUCCCUCAAGGCCCACGUGAAGAACAACCCUCUGUACACCGACAUGCGGCUGACCGAGCUGGCCGAGGUGAAGCGGGGCCAGCCUUCCUGGACCGUCGAGGAGUACACCCGCAACUCCGGCCACAAGGGCAAGCUCACCGCCCUGGACCUGCAGACCCAAGAAUCUUUAAAUCCGAACAACUUAGAGUAUUGGAUGGAAGACAUUUACACUCCAGGCUACGACUCGCUCCUGAAACGGAAAGAAGCCGAGUUCAGGAGAGCCAAGGUCUGCAAGAUCGCGGCUCUGGUCGCGGCCGCCGCCUGCACGGUCAUCCUCGUCAUUGUGGUGCCCAUUUGCACGAUGAAGUCAUGA